Plasmodium cynomolgi strain B is the source of this 234-nucleotide messenger RNA. RefSeq names its product CYIR protein. The transcript has a single exon. NCBI's taxonomy places the organism in Eukaryota, Apicomplexa, Aconoidasida, Haemosporida, Plasmodiidae. The annotation marks the transcript as partial. The record is from RefSeq and is a predicted model, not a curated record.
UUAAGUCAAGCGGGUGAUUCCGAACGUGAUAAUUAUUGCAAUUACAUACGUUAUUGGUUAUUUGAGCAAAUAAGUGUAAUUUAUACUAGCGAAUCUACAAACAUUGAUGAUGAAUCUUUUUUUAAAAAACUUAUUGAUGCAUGGAAAGUCAUUAGCACUGCAAGAUUAAGUGGCAAAUGUAAUCCGGGGAAUAUAAAAGGUGUUAAAUUAAAUGAAUUAAAAAAUAGGAUAUUU